This is a messenger RNA of Sapajus apella (tufted capuchin), 403 nucleotides long. Its product is annotated as phosphatidylethanolamine N-methyltransferase-like. The transcript is spliced from 3 exons. The record is from RefSeq and is a predicted model, not a curated record. Gene Ontology annotation, molecular function: phosphatidylethanolamine N-methyltransferase activity. Gene Ontology annotation, biological process: phosphatidylcholine biosynthetic process. The coding region runs from base 122 to 379 and encodes 85 amino acids. NCBI's taxonomy places the organism in Eukaryota, Metazoa, Chordata, Mammalia, Primates, Cebidae.
GGUUGCACGAUGGGAACACAAGACCCGCAAGCUGAGCAGGGCCUUCAGGUCCCCCUACCUGGCCUGCUACUCCCUUAGCAUUACCAUCCUGCUCCUGACCGUCCUGCGUUCACACUGCUUCAUGCAGGCCAUGAUGAGCCAGCCCAAGAUGGAGAGCCUGGACACCCCCGCGGCCCGCUGCCUCGGCCUCGCGCUCCUGGGAGUGGGCGUCGUGCUUGUGCUCUCCAGCUUCUUUGCACUGGGGUUCACUGGAACCUUCCUAGGUGAUUACUUCGGGAUCCUCAAGGAGGCGAGAGUGACUGUGUUCCCCUUCAGCGUCCUGGACAACCUCAUGUACUGGGGAAGCACAGCCAACUACCUGGGCUGGGCCGUCCUGUGAGUACCUGGUUCACCGCCCCUUUGC